This is a messenger RNA of Klebsormidium nitens, 3165 nucleotides long. The record is from the annotation of a GenBank genome assembly. NCBI's taxonomy places the organism in Eukaryota, Viridiplantae, Streptophyta, Klebsormidiophyceae, Klebsormidiales, Klebsormidiaceae.
CAAAGUUGCAGGGGGCUGAGGAGGUUGGGGAGACGAGCUUGAACGCCCUCUGAAGGUGGCGCUUGCACAGGCGGCCCCAUUUUGCAAGGUACCACGAAGAUAUCCUUUAAGGCUUAGGCUCAGGUCUGCCGAGGCCAGGGUGCGAUGGCUGGAAGCGUCGUGACGCAGUUAGGCAAUGGGUUAUGGUUGCAGCAGCGGUUGAAUCUGGGUGCAUCCUCGUGUCGUAAUGCUGGUGCAGCUUGUGCUUCAUUCUCCUGUAAUGGUGUUACCAGGGGCAGUGGAGUUGAAAAGGUUGGCACCAACAAGCCAAAUAGGCGGCUUCACAAGGGAGGCUGCAUCGGAGAUGCCCUUUUUUGUCCGUCAUUGACUUCCAGCUCUUGCUCGGGCAAAAGCUGGUCCUGUCAGGGGAAGAAGAGAUCUAGUGGUUUUCGAUGUACGGCAUCCGGGGACGCUGCGACACCAGAGGGUGGAAAUGGGAACGAUACUGGUCGGAGUUUCGUGUCAGAGGCUUUGGUUAGGGCUUUGGAGGCACAAAGGCAGGCAGGGGGUGUGAUGGAAGACCCUCUCAAGGGCAAGGUCACCACAGCCUCGACGCAGUUGCAGGAGCGGUUGAGUAGGGUUCAAAGCAGUGCCGAGAGGGGUGAAGACGACACAGGUGAAGAAGGCUCAGUAAAGAGUUGGGAGGAUUGGCAACAGCAUUUCCAGGAGGUGGAGGAAAGAGAACCUCUGCUGAAGGCACUUGAGGCACAAUUGGCGGAGGCUGUUGCUCAGGAGGAGUUCAAGGAAGCGGGCCGCCUCAAGGCAGCUAUCAAAGCGCUGGAGGGCGAGGAUGUCGUAAGGGAGGUGGUGUCCAUGUUUGAGACUGCUGUGAAGGAGGAGCGGUUUGAUGAUGCAAGCCAGCUGCGGGAUGCAGGAUGCGCCGGCCUGGUUGGCUGGUGGGCUGGCACCCCUCUCACCGAACGGGAGUACUCUGGGGCACUCCUGCGAAUCGUCCCUGGCAAGGGCAAACUGACGGGGUAUGCCAUGACGCCGAAGCAUCUCGUAGAGGGGGGCGCCGGGCAGGAGGUUUUGGAGGUUUACGUGGUCAAGGACAAGGCGGGGGCGUAUCACCAACAGGCGGUCUACCUGAAGCGAGAGAGCCCCUUCCGCCCUGAAACCCCCGUUACCGUAGACCCGCAGGCCGACGGUCCGGUUUUGAAGGUUAUUGCGACCUCCGACGAUCCCAGCGGGGACGGCGGCAUCGCAGCCCUUCGGAAAGAACUGGGGCCCGUUUCAGAUGUCGAUGACACUGGGGCCACAGCAGAGGCAGACUCGGGCGGCGAGAGCGACGCCGAAAACGAGGCCCCCGUCGCGGAGGACGAGGAGGAAGAGGCCGGGAUGCAGCGGGUGAUCAAGUAUUUCACGGACCGUAUCCCCGGUGCGAAGUUCCGGGUUUCGAGGGUGAUUGCUCCAGGGGGCAAGAAAGACAUUCCGGGGCUGAUCGAGAAACUGGUGUCGGGGCUGCAGGAGGCGAUCGCGCAGGGGUCGGGGGAUACAACCAGGGGGGGGAAGAAGAAGAAGACGCUUCGGGGAGGGGACGACGGGAGUGUGGAGCUGUUCGAGGAGGCGGCGCGUUUGGAGGAGGAGAAGCUCGCGCAAGAAAAGCUCGCGCAAGCGCAGGCGGAGAUCAACGCGGAGCUCCUCAAGCCCCCCGCCGAGGCUUCCGAGGGGGAAAAAGCGUCGACGUCCGAGGUUUCCGGGGGGGAGGUGCGGGAGCCGGGGGACGCCUCCACGGACCCCCCCGGAGACGAGAGCACAUCCGGGACGAGCGAUCUGAUGACGGGAACUCCUAAUAGCGCAUUCUCAUUUAUGGGCCUCGAUCUGGAUUCAGCGACGGGGGGCGGGACGGGCGAAAUGACGAGCAGCGAUUGGGAGCGGUUGGAGGCGCAGGCGCGGCCUGUGAGAGUGCCGGCGCGGGUGACCAAGGCGCGGGGGACGUUUGUGUUUUCGGUGGAGGAUCCGCGGUGGCCGAGCGAGGGGCAAGCAGAGGAGACUGGGUUAAACGCGGACGAGGCCGCGGUUCGUGCCGCAGUGAAGGCGGGCGCGCUGUCGCCGCAGGACGUGCAAGCGAUGGUGCGAGUCGUGGAGCUGAGCAAAGUCAAAAACAUUAUGCCGAAGAAGCAAUUGGAGGCGCUGAUGGGUGCAGUGGCCGCUCACCGGAUGAGCCAGCGGGGGGGCCUCGCGCGCAAGAUGCUCUUCCGGAAGCUGGACCCAGCGACAAUCAACAGCACGGACCCUCUGUCAGGCAUGUACGUCGGCGGCUACGGUCCGCACGGCCUCGAGUUGAUCCAGCUGCAGCGCCGGUACGGCCAGUGGGACGAGGACUCCGCCGCCCCGAGCACGAGCGCCCGCUCGGGGGCCGAGUCUUACGAGUACGUGGAGGGGGUGAAGGUGACCGGGGAUCCGAACGUGCCGGCCGGGAAGGUGACGUUUCGGGCUAAGGUCGGGCCCAAGUACAAGAUGCCGCCAAUCGAGUACGCGAAUGUAGAUCUCGGGACGAUUGCUCGGUACAAGGGCCAGGGCCAGCUCGCGAAGCCCGGGUUCAAGAACGCGCAUUGGGUCGAUGGGGAACUUCUCGUGUUGGAUGGCCGACUUGGCCCUCAAUUAGGCUUCCUUUUCGAUGCACCGGGGGGCAAGGGCCGACCGGUGUUGAUUCUUUUUGAUCGCUGGAAGCUGCCAGAAUUGAAUCAGGGGAUUGCUGCUUGAGCAGUCCACUACGUUAUUUGUCCAUUGUAGGCCUCUUGUUUCAGCAAAGGUAGUCCCUUUCUUAGGAUUGGAUAGGCGGUAAUUUGCGGUUAUGUAAUCUAGGUAGUCGAGGGAUUGCCUGUACAAGCAUUUUCAGCGCCUCAGCGUCGCAUGUGGGAUCUGGACCUGAGUGCGCGUUUGUGUGCGCGAGGAUUUGUAGGUCGUCGUAACCCAAUUGCUAGGCUGAGUUGAUGUGCGGGAGUAGCUUAAGUGCGUAACAACUUGACUGGUUGCAAUCGCUUGAGUAGAUCUUGAAGUGAAGCAAGUCGUUCUGGGGGCCCAUGCAAGCAUUGUCUUAAGAAUACACGCACCAGCAAAAUUUUGAAUGCGCCAAUGCUGGCACAUUCUUCUGUGGCAAUGAAUAUCUUGCUAAUAACCCAA